Cicer arietinum (chickpea) is the source of this 3185-nucleotide messenger RNA. RefSeq lists its product as uncharacterized. Lineage: Eukaryota; Viridiplantae; Streptophyta; Magnoliopsida; Fabales; Fabaceae. The record is from RefSeq and is a predicted model, not a curated record. Gene Ontology annotation, molecular function: protein binding.
UAUUUAAAAAAACUCAGGAGGGUGCGUGAGAGAGAUAGAAAAGGCGAAGAGGGGUUUCGUUUCGUUCUUUUUCCGUUUCGCUGCAAAUCGAGACUGAGAGAGAGUAGAUAAAUAUUGUUAUUGAUCUCGGUGUUGUUAUUGCGGCGGAACCCUAACGAGGGGAUCGGAGUGAGGAAGAUGAGCGGCAAAGGCGGUGGACAAAAAGUUUCGUCGUUGUCGGGAAUUCCGGCGGCGAGUCGGAAAAUGGUUCAGAGCUUGAAAGAGAUAGUAAACAACAUCCCCGAUAACGAGAUCUAUGCCACUCUCAAAGACUGUAACAUGGACCCUAACGAAGCCGUUAGUCGUCUCCUCUCUCAAGAUCCCUUUCACGAGGUCAAGAGCAAACGAGAAAAGAAAAAAGAGGGUAAGGAUAUAACAGAACCAAGGUCUCGUGGGACAAACUAUAAUACUUCUAGUCGCGUUGGUGGUGGUAGGACCGGAACUGACCGCUAUGUUGGACGCGGUGGUGCAAGUUCAACUCAAUUCAGUAAUAGUGAUUAUGGUUUCCCGCAGGUUAAACCUGUAUACAAGAAGGAAAAUGGAACACCUGCUUAUGGAGGCCCGGCCCCUUAUGGAGGCUCGACCUCUUAUGCAUCUAGUGUGAUGGAGAAUAAUGUGAACAGGCAGCUACCAUCUUACAGUGAUUCUGUUGGUGUCUCUGAUGGACUAUCUUCAUCAUCACACCAUGGUGGGUUGCAAUCUGCAUGGACAGUGAGCCCAGGCCAAGUGUCAAUGGCUGAUAUUGUCAAGAUGGGUAGGCCACAGAUCAAGACAUCCACGCUUAACCCAUCUGUCCAUAGCGGGAAUCAUCAGAAUGCUUUUUCACCUCCAGGUGCCUCACAGCACAACUUGCAUUCCUUGCAAGGUCAUGCUUCAAAUGUUUCAGAGACAAAUAAUGAUCAAGGCUUUGCUAUUAACCCCAACGUUCAACAAAAUGAUGAAUGGCCUUCUAUUGAGCACCAAUCAACAGCUUGUGUAUCCUCUGUUGUUGAUGCCCAUCCAAAUUCUGAAUAUUAUACAAAUUCAUCUAACUUUGGCGAAGCUAAUAGCCAACAGAAGAACCAUGUAAAUGAAUUUGUAGUGGAAGACGGUCCUGUUGAGACUCCUGACGCUGUUGGAUCUGCUUCUAUACCUGGUAAAAUUAUAUCUGAUGAUAUUCCAGGAAGUGCUUCUGCAUUUGAUGAUAGUUUGUACACGGACAUAAAUUCCUACCAGUCUCAUCGGCAUCCUUUUGAUGAUAAUGAAGAUGACAAUGGUGUUUCAUCAGUUGCUGCAAACUUGGAGCAGCUAAAUUUACGCCCAGAUGAUCAAGGGACAGAACCAGAGGAGGACAAUUCUGAUGUACUUAUUCCAAAUCAUCUACAACUCCAUACUCCAGAAUGCUUUAAUCUGAGUUUUGGAAGUUUUGGAUCUAAACAAAAUGCUGGUCUCUCUGGAUCUGGGACACAUGCAUCUAGGCCCUUAAAUAGUAACUUGGAGGAGACUUCUGGAGCUACUGAUGUUUCAGCAGUUGGGUCCUCGGAUUCCAAAAAUCCUGACUAUUAUGGGGAUGAGCAUAUUACUACUACCUCAGAUGCAAAUAUGCCCCACAUAACUGGUGUGGAUGUUAGGAGUUAUGAACAUUCUUCCAUUUCACAACCAGAGAUUUUAAAAUCUGAGCCCUCUGAAACUGCUCAGGAAAAUCAAUAUUCAUUUCCUUCAUUUUCACACGAGUUUACCUAUCAAAAUGCCCAACAACCAGAUGUUACAUAUCCUCAUUCACAGACAAACUCACAGAUCCAGAACCUAUCUCCCUUCUCUAGUGUAAUGGCAUAUACUAAUUCUUUGCCCAAUGCUCUGUUGGCUUCAACGGGUCAAACAGCAAGGGAGGACAUGUCGUACUCACCCUUCCCUGUUACACAAUCAAUGCCUGCUAAAUAUAGCAACAUGGCUUCUUCAAUUGGUGGUCCCACUAUAAACAUGUCCGAGAUGCAGGCUCUAAGGGCAAACAGCAUUUCGACGCCUCAACCGAAUCCGCAAGCAUUGCCUGGUGCGAGUGUUGCCACUGGACCUUCACUUCCUCAACACCUGGCUGUGCAUCCCUACUCGCAGCCUACUCUGCCUUUGGGACAUUUUGCUAAUAUGAUUAGCUAUCCAUUCAUGCCUCAGAGUUAUACCUACAUGCCAUCGGCAUUUCAACAGGCUUUUGCUGGAAAUAGCACAUACCACCAAUCUCUGGCAGCAGUGCUUCCACAAUACAAAAAUAGUAUUUCUGUCAGCAGCUUGCCUCAGUCUGCUGCUAUUCCAUCUGGAUAUGGUUUUGGAAGUUCCACCAGCAUCCCUGGAGGAAAUUAUCCUUUGAAUCCAUCAGCUCCCCCUACUAGUACAGCCAUUGGAUAUGAUGAUGUUAUAAGCUCCCAGUAUAAGGAAAACAAUCAUAUGAUAUCACUUCAACAGAAUGAGAACUCUCCAAUGUGGGUUCAAGGGCCUGGCUCUCGAACAAUGUCAGUUCCUCCCAGCACGUAUUACAGCUUCCAAGGACAGAAUCAACAACAAGCAGGUGGAUUUCGGCAAAACCAGCAGCCAUCACAACAUUUUGGACCCCAUGGGUACCCUAAUUACUACCAUUCUCAGAGUGGGAUUUCUCUGGAACAUCAGCAGCAGAACCCUAGGGAUGCUUCCCUUGCUGGCUCUCAGCAGCAGAACCCUAAGCAGUCCCAACAAUUAUGGCAAAACAGCUACUAAUCCUAAUCACCUCCCGGUUUUUAAGGGUCUUGAUCUGAUGUGAGUUUGAAAAUGACCAAUCAAUCUGAGGCGUUCCCACGGUCUAAUUAUUAAAUGUACCAUUAUUUGGUCCGUAGAGACCUUAUAUGGCCACAGAAGUUGUAUUCUACAUAAUUAUUUUUCUCGUGAUGUUAACGUAGGUUUUAAGUGUGUGCUAAUUUGGUGUACUAUUUACGAUACUCUUUUUCGCAUUUUACAUUUUUCUCAUCUAGUUAUAGUGGAAAGUUUCAUAUUCUGUCUCAGAUUUUGCUCCUUUUAUUAUUGUCUCAUAGGGCAGAUGUCUUACAACUUAACAUAUUCAUCGUCGACUGUAUAUUAAUUAAACUUGCAUGCAGCUGUAUUGCAUGGUAGUGACUUUUUCUAGAAAGAUGAGUUGUAGUUUU